AUGAUCCAGUGAUGGAUUUAAGAGAGUGGGGGCUACGGGAGUUGCAAACUUCUUUGGUUGUACAAUUUAAACAAAUUAGUCAUUUUUUUUUUUUUGCCACUUUGGCCUCUUCAUCCUCCCUUGGGAGGAAAAUGUACAAAUUUGGGUAGUAAACACCCCAACCCCAUUGCAUAUUUUCUGGAUCCGCCAUUGUUCAGACCCUCGCAUGAAUGUUUAUUAAAGUAUGCAUCUAAUCUACAUAUGUUUUGGUUUUUUUUUUAUACCAAAGUAAGUUUCUAAUACUUCAUCCGAUUCGAAAAACUCUCGUGACUAAAGAUGUAAUACCAAUUUAAAUAUGCAGAAAAUCGUUUUUUAAGGCUUCCAUUGUUUUUAUAUCCCAUUAUCAUCAUUAUCCAUUUUAAAAAUACAUUUUAAUUUGUGACAUAGUAACUAGCAUGCCUCAGUUCCUAUCAUGAGUUUUAAUUGUGUUCUUGUAUACUUACCCACAUUUUGACCUUUCUUAUCACUCAAACUAUUUCUACACUUUGAUAUACCAAGUUGGAAUCUUAUAUAUCAUCCAUUAAAACAGAGAUGUUCACAUACACCAGGAUUAUCAUUUGUUUCUACAUAUGCGCAGUAUAUCAUGCUGAAGCUCAGCCAAUGGCAUGCACUGACACAGAGGAAAAUUGCGACCAUUUAAUCCUCACCACGGACAUUUGUAACCUUCGUCCGUCCUCUGCUCUGUUUCUUUGUGCCAAGACAUGUAACAUGUGCAACAUCGAUCCUGCUAACGUGACAAAUCCGACCAAUCCCAUUCCUACCCAUACUGCAAUAGCAUCAUCUACCAUCCAAUCAUCUGUCAGUUUGCCUCUUGUCCAAUCGUCUUUCAUCACGAUUGUCCAAUCCAGUAAAUCGACUCCUACAUCCAUUGGAAUUUCAACCCAACAGCCAAGUGCAACUGUUUCUUCAACCUCAGGGUCAACAAUAAUAAGUUGCGACAAACACAAGACAGCCACCAUCACAGUACCUGAUACAGACCACAAUACCUGCUAUUACUUCUACGACCUCAACAGGCGGUACAAGGAUGCCAAACACAUCUGUGAAGCAGAGUCUACUCAUGUGGUUCAUUUGGAAACAGACGAGGAGGAACUUAGAUUGACCAGACUGAUGACAGGUUACUCCCCCCAAUUCUGGCUGGGAAUGGAAGUGGUCGGUGGAGAUUGGCACUGGGUGGGGAAUGGUUUGAGCUCACCAGUUAUGGACGACCUCUGGGAGGGACAACACAGCCCCACUGGUCAUGAAAAAUAUGCCUAUAACACUCCUCCUGACCACUGGAAAACCGGGGACAGCAACAUGGAGUACCGUGUGCUGUGUGAAGAAAACUUCUGAAUGAUAAAUGCAAGGGGUUCCAUGUGUUAACUUGUGUGAUGCUUAUUACCAAUAAAAAUUUAAUUUGGAA
Ostrea edulis (European flat oyster) is the source of this 1438-nucleotide messenger RNA. RefSeq lists its product as uncharacterized. The transcript is spliced from 4 exons. The coding region runs from base 571 to 1368 and encodes 265 amino acids. NCBI's taxonomy places the organism in Eukaryota, Metazoa, Mollusca, Bivalvia, Ostreida, Ostreidae. The record is from RefSeq and is a predicted model, not a curated record.